CGCGCCGCACGCCGCCGCCCGCCCAGCCGCCAGUCGGUGCUCGCAGCUCGUCGUGUCGUGGCGCGUGUUCUAUCGCAGUCCGCCCCUGCCGUGUACAUCACGUCCGCGUGUCCGUUGACGUGCGCGAGUCCGCGCGCGCUUGUGCCGUGUGUCUGUGUGUCUGUGUGUGCGCGCGCGCGCUUGUGCGCGAGUGUGCUUGUCUAUCUGACGGCAUGUGAGGAGAUGUCGUGAAGACCCCCCUGGCCCAGCUCCACACCAUGCCUGCUACGGGAGAAGUGCAGCCGCAGCCCCGGGUCGAGUUUGACCUAGGCAGCACAGUGGACCUCGGCGACUCCAUGGGGACGUACUUCAAGUCGUCGUUCGCCAAGUCCAUGGCGCUGAGCUCGGAGCAGCAGAGCAAGUCCCUGGACUGCUCGGCCCUGAACGCUGCCCUGCGCGCGCGCGCCGACAUGGAGUUUGGUUUAGCCGUCGCGCGCGGCAGGGACCCGGGGCUGGUGGACCCGGAGAGCACCGUCAAGGUGCGCCGGGACAGCUGCAUCCCCCGGGGUGGACCCCAGGCCCUGCAGGACGGCCAGCCACAGCGCGCCACCCCGCAGCGCGACAGGACCAGGACCAAGGAGGACGCCGGGCACUCAGACGCGGCCAAGGAACUCGCCAGGCUUCGCAAGGUGAGUAGUCCAGCCGGCCGUUAGCCGUGCGAUCAGGCUCCGUCCGCGGCCCUGCGGACAUGGCGCACCAGAGGACCAUCAUCAUC
Messenger RNA from Frankliniella occidentalis (western flower thrips), 754 nucleotides. RefSeq lists its product as uncharacterized. The record is from RefSeq and is a predicted model, not a curated record. The coding region runs from base 258 to 692 and encodes 144 amino acids. The transcript is spliced from 2 exons. Lineage: Eukaryota; Metazoa; Arthropoda; Insecta; Thysanoptera; Thripidae.